Molecule: messenger RNA, 849 nt
Organism: Lineus longissimus
Lineage: Eukaryota; Metazoa; Nemertea; Pilidiophora; Heteronemertea; Lineidae
Product: translocon-associated protein subunit gamma-like
Exons: 4
Coding region: 14-571 (185 amino acids)
Biological process (GO): SRP-dependent cotranslational protein targeting to membrane
Cellular component (GO): membrane; endoplasmic reticulum
Source: RefSeq, a predicted model, not a curated record
UAAAGUUGGCAAAAUGACUGGUACAGUAAAGAAGUUGACGAGAGAAGAGGAGCUCCUACUCCAAGAUUUCAGCAGAAAUGUGACAACAAAGUCAUCAGCGUUGUUCUACGGAAAUGCCUUCAUCGUUUCAGCCAUUCCGAUUUGGUUAUUCUGGAGGAUCCACCAGAUGGACCCAUCCAACAACCAAUCUGCCGUACUCUUUGGUGUCAUGACCCUCAUCAGCACAUACUUGGUUGCAUUCGCAUACAAAAACGUCAAGUUUGUCCUGAAACACAAGAUUGCACUGAAGCGUGAGGAGGCUGUCUCCCGUGAGGUGAUGAAGAAGGUCGCUGAUGACAAGAGGAUGUCCAAGAAGGAAAAGGAUGAGAGAAUUCUGUGGAAGAAGAACGAAGUAGCUGACUACGAGGCCACUACAUUUUCCAUUUUCUACAAUAACGCCCUCUAUCUUGUCCUGAUGGUCAUCGCUUCGUUCUAUCUUUUACGUUCCAUCAACGAUCCAACCGUCAAUUACGUUCUUUCCGUGGUGUUGUCCAGCGGUCUAUUGGCACUGUUCUCAACUAGUACCAAGUAAAGACUGUAGAGGGCAGCUCAGCUUGGGAGAAUUGGGUGGGGGUAAACAUGUUUUAGAAUUUGAGUUUUUUCUCACUGACAGCUCAAAGUUUAACUUAAACACAAGACCAACAAAGAUGCACUUUGGCUGCUGGGAGUUUGUUUUAGCAAGUGGUUGUCAUUGCAGAAAGAAAACAUGUAGAAAACCAGUCAGAGAGGGUCGACACUUUUUGUACUCCAUGUCAAAAUUACAAAAUGUAAAUCAGUAUAACAAAUAAAAAAUAGUAAUAUACUUCUUAA